Colletotrichum godetiae is the source of this 1256-nucleotide messenger RNA. Its product is annotated as ankyrin repeat-containing domain protein. The record is from RefSeq and is a predicted model, not a curated record. Gene Ontology annotation, biological process: protein localization to ciliary inversin compartment. Gene Ontology annotation, molecular function: protein binding. Lineage: Eukaryota; Fungi; Ascomycota; Sordariomycetes; Glomerellales; Glomerellaceae. Gene Ontology annotation, cellular component: ciliary inversin compartment. The coding region runs from base 400 to 1200 and encodes 266 amino acids. The transcript has a single exon.
AGGUCACUAAGGUCACCAAAGUCACCAAGAUUAUCAAGGCCACCGAUGUCACCCAUCUCGCAGCUAGCGCAGGCCCCAGGGUGGUGGAAGGGACGUUGAACGGAGUACGGGGUACGGGAUACGCCAACCAACGAGUACUCCACAACGCCAAGGCUUUUGUCGCUACUCAAAGUGCUGAGACACGCAAACCAAAUUUCUGUUUUUGAAUUCUGGGUUCCCUUUUCAAGUCAUCGAAGCGGCUUUAUUUUACUACAUAUUCCGCGGCAACGUCGUCCUCCUCUAUGAGCAUGCACGGACACUCGCGGAUUCCUCCAGUAUGUCCAAUCCAGUAAUCAUUGUGACUUGCCCGACCCCUACCAGCCCGUCACCUCCAGAUUCGAUAGUGAAAUUCCUGUAGCCAUGCCCGUGUCGCCUACAGAUACAGAGAGUGUGGCGUCCAGGAUGUCAGAACACCCUGCAGCGGGGCUGUCAACCUGGUCCUCCGGCUGCAGCACCUACUCCACACUACUCGACGAGGAGUCUUCCGCCUCGAUGAUGCGAGCUAUCUAUCUCGGCGACUUGCUAACAGCGGGGCGGCUGCUCUUACGCGGCAUCCCUGUCCCUGAGAUCCCUGCUGUGCUAGCUCUCUUGGGUCAACCAGAACUUGACCUCAACCGGCCAACCAACUGUCCCAAUGGUGAUAGAAUCAUUCACUUUCUGCUACGUACUUCCGCCAGCAACUUUCAGAGCAGCAAAAUCGAGACUCUCAAGGCAUUCCUCUCAAGGGGCCUCAAUCUAACACAGCAGGGUGCACAAGGUGACACCGUCUUCCAUCUCCUCUGCGGACCUCUCGGCUCGGCCCCGGAUGAGGACGAAAAUCUUUCUCUUUUGCGUUAUUUACUGGAGGAGGGGUUCGCUGGCUCUCCGCAAGAUCUUGACAUUGUUAACUUCAGAAAUGAUUUCGGGAAUACGCCAUUGCUUGUGGCAGUUCUCUAUGGAUUUAGCAAAUGCGUAGAGUAUCUGCUGGAAACGGGGGCCGAUCCCGAAAUCAGGGGAGAAGAGGGCAGGAAACCUCUGUCAUGGGCAAUUCAGCGCGGGUAUUUGGGUAUAGCCAAUGCGUUGCUCGACUACGGGGCAGCUUUUGACAAAGAUAUCGCGAUGGAAACGGACGUGUCAGUGAUGAAGAGAAUUAUCAGAGACUACUGUAAAUUACGUAGCUAAGUUAUCUCAAGUUUUGCUUCGUGAGUGCUAGCUAAUAUACAAUUUGACCUUUGUGU